Bufo bufo (common toad) is the source of this 2190-nucleotide messenger RNA. It is a transcript of the gene XPNPEP1, whose product is annotated as X-prolyl aminopeptidase 1. The transcript is spliced from 20 exons. Bases 111 to 1982 code for a protein of 623 amino acids. The record is from RefSeq and is a predicted model, not a curated record. NCBI's taxonomy places the organism in Eukaryota, Metazoa, Chordata, Amphibia, Anura, Bufonidae. Gene Ontology annotation, molecular function: metalloaminopeptidase activity.
CAAGGUUCACCAGUUUCUUCUCCGAAGGAGUAAAGUCUAUUUCACUCCUGUCUGGUGGUGAACUGAACGCGGCGGAGUAAAGACGAACAGACCUUAAAGGGGCAUUAAGAAUGGCGCCGAAGAUCACCACGGAGCUGCUGCGCCAGCUGCGCCAGACCAUGAAGGCCUCUAGGGGCGCCACCGAGCCGGUCCAGGCCUACAUCGUGCCGUCAGGGGACGCACAUCAGAGUGAAUACAUCGCCCCUUGUGACUGCAGACGGGCAUUUAUCUCGGGGUUCGAUGGGUCGGCAGGCACAGCGAUAGUCACGGAGCAGAGCGCGGCGAUGUGGACGGACGGACGCUACUUCCUGCAAGCGGCGCAGCAGAUGGACAGUAACUGGACGCUCAUGAAGAUGGGUCUGAAGGACACCCCGACGCAGGAGGACUGGCUGAUCAGCGCGCUGCCCGAGGCCUCCCGGGUCGCGGUCGACCCAUUUAUCAUCCAAACAGAUCAGUGGAAGAGCAUGUCCCUGGCUCUGAAGAACGCCGGGCACCUCCUGGUGCCCGUCCAAGAAAACCUCAUAGAUGCCAUAUGGACGGAGCGCCCAGAGAGACCCUGUCAGCCGCUGAUAACGCUGGGGCUCAACUACACAGGGAUUUCAUGGCAGGAUAAGAUUCUGGCGCUCCGGGCUAAGAUGGUGGAGAGGAAAGCCUUGUGGAUCGUCCUGACUGCGCUGGACGAGGUUGCGUGGCUGUUUAAUCUCCGAGGCUCAGAUGUGGAAUAUAAUCCGGUCUUCUUUGCUUACGCCAUAGUCGGGGCAGAUACGAUCAGGUUGUUCAUUAACGGCGAGCGGCUUGCGGACCCGGCUGUCAGACAUCACCUCCUCCUGGACUCCUCUCCUCCCGCUGAGUUCAGAGUCCAGCUGGAGCCGUACGAGUCGGCGCUGAGCGCUCUGCAGGGUAUAUGUGCCGCGCUGCCCGCCAAGGAGAAGGUGUGGAUCAGCGACAAGGCCAGCUACGCCCUGUCGGAGACCAUUCCCAAGACUCAGAGGUACCUGUCUCCAUACACACCUGUAUGUCUCUCCAAGGCCGUGAAAAACGCUAGAGAGGUAGAAGGCAUGAGGAGAGCGCACGUGAAAGAUGCCGUUGCUCUGUGUGAGUUUUUCAACUGGCUGGAAAAAGAGAUCCAGAAGGACACUGUAACAGAAAUAUCGGCUUCCGAUAAAGCAGAGGAAUUCCGCAGCCAACAAGAAGAAUUUGUUUCCUUAAGUUUUGCGACGAUCUCAAGCUCAGGACCCAACGCCGCCAUCAUUCACUACAAGCCGGUUCUCGAGACAAAUCGGAAGUUGAGCAUCGGUGAGAUUUUCCUCUUGGACUCUGGAGCUCAGUACAAGGACGGGACGACAGAUGUCACUAGAACCGCGCACUUUGGAACGCCGACGGACUACGAGAAGGAGUGUUUCACAUAUGUACUGAAAGGACACAUCGCCGUCAGCGCCGCUGUAUUUCCCAAUGGGAUUAAAGGACACCUCUUGGACUCUUUUGCCCGCGCUGCUUUAUGGGAAUCUGGUCUGGAUUAUCUGCAUGGAACCGGCCAUGGAGUGGGCUCCUUCCUGAACGUCCACGAAGGCCCCUGCGGCAUCAGCUACAAAACGUUUGCGGAUGAGCCCUUGGAAGCCGGGAUGAUCCUGUCUGAUGAGCCGGGAUACUAUGAAGAUGGAUCGUUUGGGAUCAGAAUUGAGAAUUUGGUUCUUGUGGUUCCUGCCACUACCAAGUACAACUUCCGGGAUCGGGGAAGCCUGACCUUCGAGCCGAUCACACUGGUGCCGAUCCAGACCAAGAUGAUCAACGUCGACCUGCUGACUCAGAAGGAGGUCAACUGGGUUAACGACUACCACAAAAAGUGCAGAGACGUCAUUGGAGCCGAGUUAGAGAAGCAAGGACGUCAUGACGCCCUCCAGUGGCUGAUAAAAGAAACACAGCCUAUCUGCAAAUCUAAUUAAUAUUUUUUUGCACUGUCCCUUUUUAACCCUUACAUUGACAGUUUUGGGAUUUGAUCUGAGACAGGUAACGGACAAAUCUUUAUUACAGUUUCAUACUAAAUGUUUCCUUGGCUUUCUGAGCUCAGGGGAGAGGACGGAGCACUCAAGUGAGCCGGCGGUUACUCAGUGUAUUACUAUGGCAAGGAUAAUUAAAGGAAAAUUAAUGGUG